GGGCCUGAUAAUAAAGGAAUUUAUAAAGGUGAUCGAGAGUCCAGUGGAAAAUACACGUUUGCUGCCCACAUGGAUGGAACUUACAAGUUUUGCUUUAGCAACAGAAUGUCCACCAUGACUCCCAAGAUAGUGAUGUUCACUAUUGAUAUUGGAGAAGCUCCAAAGGGGCAGGACAUGGAGACAGAAGGUGGUGGAGAUACCUGGGAUGCUCAUCAGAACAAGCUAGAAGAGAUGAUUAAUGAGUUAGCAGUGGCCAUGACGGCUGUAAAGCAUGAACAAGAGUACAUGGAAGUUCGUGAAAGAAUACAUAGAGCAAUUAAUGACAACACAAACAGCAGAGUGGUUCUUUGGUCAUUCUUUGAAGCUCUUGUACUAGUUGCCAUGACACUGGGACAAAUCUACUAUCUGAAGAGGUUUUUUGAAGUCCGAAGGGUUGUUUAAGAGUACUUUUCUGGUCCCGGAUUUCAGUUCACUGUCUACCAAACAUCCUGGUCACAAAAAGAGUCAUUUACUUUCUGAACCCUCUUUACUGAACUGUAAAACUUAUUUGCUUUAUGUUCCUUCCUAGUUAAAAAAGAAUUGUUUUUAUAUAUCUUCUGUAGCAUAAGCUGUGCUGAAAUCUUGUCACUUAAUUGGCAUAACUUUUUUCACUUCAAAUCUGCCUAGUCUGUAUGCUAAGCAAGGUCCAAGCAAGCUGCAAAUGCUGUAAUCCACUGUAGUAAGAAGCAGCAUUGGUGUCUUUUCUAACUCUUUGCCCUGUUUUCGUAAGUACUUGCAGUUCUACCUAAAGGAAACGGUACAAGGCCCUAACGUGACUGUUUGCAAUUUU
This is a messenger RNA of Nestor notabilis (Kea), 829 nucleotides long. RefSeq names its product transmembrane emp24 domain trafficking protein 2 (gene TMED2). The transcript is spliced from 4 exons. The record is from RefSeq and is a predicted model, not a curated record. Gene Ontology annotation, cellular component: Golgi apparatus; endoplasmic reticulum; COPII-coated ER to Golgi transport vesicle. Gene Ontology annotation, biological process: endoplasmic reticulum to Golgi vesicle-mediated transport; Golgi organization; intracellular protein transport. The coding region runs from base 70 to 441 and encodes 123 amino acids. NCBI's taxonomy places the organism in Eukaryota, Metazoa, Chordata, Aves, Psittaciformes, Psittacidae.